AUGCUAGUGAUUGCUGUGAAGGCCCUGCUUCAACCCGUGCGUGGUCGCAGCCAAGAAAUCUUCGAGCUGCUCUCUGACCUGCGGGAUCCGAGCUUCCGUGCGGCCCUGCUUUUGGCGCGGGACCUGCAAUCCAGUGAGGCUGAGGAGGUUCUCAGCAGCCUGUUGGACGGCCUUCUCGGUGAAGGCAGCCAGGCAUCUUUUCGCCUUAAGCGCAAGACUUUAAGGGUUCUCGCUGCCCUGUGCGCAUCUGAGCAGACUGUAACGAUGCGAAGACACACGCUGGCUCUGCUGGCGAAGUCUUUCGCCGACCCCGACGCCACGGUUCGCAGCGAGGCUGCUCUGGUAGGGCAUGGGGCUCUCACGAGCCUUGACCUCCCAGAGGCCAGGGACUUUCAAUCUGGGUUCCUUGGGCUGCUACGAGAUCCCUGCUGGCGUGUGCGUCUUCGUGCAGCAUCCUCGUUGGGACAUUGGGACUUGGGCCAUUUGGGUUUGAAGGAGAUGCUUCCAGAAUUGAUCAAAGGCGAGACCGACCUGGAUGUCUUGCACGUGUUGCAGACCUCGAAGAAGUCCUGGGUCGAGGAGAAGGAGAAUAAAGAGCAGAAAAACAAAGAAGUGGAGGUUGUGGACUUGACUCGGACAACGCUUGAUGCUCUCGAACCGGAACGCGAGCAAUACUCAACACGUAAACUACGGAUUCUGUUGGUGCACGGGGCAAGCUCCAACUCUGCCAUCAUGAAAUUUCAAACUCUCCGUUUCAUGAAAGCGUUUCAGGCCGUUCAGGAGGCGGAGUGGGUUUGCCUGGAGGCUCCUCUCAUCUGGCAAGGAGUUUUUGGUGCUGAUGAUCCGAUUUUUCGAGAGCCCAGUCAGCUAGAGAAGACGAUCUCGAAGGGCGAGCCGUUUCGCUGUUGGUAUUCACACGGGAACGGCUGCUACAACUUUGUUGAUGAGGGGGUCGAUGGCUUUUUGAGCCAGGUUCAGGCACAGGAUCCAGUCGACGUGCUGCUCUGCUUCUCACAAGGAUCCAACUGCGUGUCCUUGGCUCUGGACAGUCUCCGUCGAAAAGGUGUUCGGAAAGCUCCCUGGGCAUUGACAGUGAUGUUCAGUGGUGGUCAAAUCGACGACCCAAUCUUCAGUUGGCCUGUCGGGUGGCGGUCCGAUCAGCCAACUCUGCGUGUUUAUACUUCCAGGAAUGAUGGUUUCUUCGAGGCAGGAGAGAGGUCGCUUCGGGACAUGUACUCAGAUCUUCUCGAGCUUUCGCACGAGGACGGCCACGCAUUUCCACACUCUGAGCCCCGUGCUGCGGAGAUCUAUGCUUGCGCACAGUUGGAGCCCAUUUUCAACAGAAUGUCAGAGGAUCGUGAGCACGUGAAGAUCUCCAAGAUGUUCUCGUAUGUGCUACGGCAUGCAGCUCACAAGCUGGAUGUGAGAAUCCGGAAGGAUGGUUUCGUCCGGCUGAAAGACAUCAUGGAAUUAAAAAACUUCCGACCAUACAACCUGGAGGAGCUGAUGGCUUGCGUCUACUUCGAUGAGAAGGAGCGCUACACAAUGGUUCGGGAGUUCGAUGGCGAGCUCUUGAUCCGUGCCAACCAGGGUCACACCAUGAAGGUUGUCGAGGACGACCUCCUGCUGGAGCCCAUCACGGACCCCAGCACCGUGCAGGACUGUGUUCAUGGCACGUACCUCGUGCACUGGCCCUUCAUCAAGAAGCAGGGCCUCUCGAAGGUGGCGCGGAACCACAUCCAUCUCGCCCCGGGCCUCCCAGAGGAUGGCAAGAUCCGGGGCAUGCGAUCCACUGCUGAGCUGUUUCUGUACAUCGAUGUGCCUGCAGCCAUGCUGGAUGGGAUGAUCUUCUAUCGCAGCAAGAAUGAGGUCAUUCUCACCCAAGGGUUGGAUGGAUGGCUGCCUGUGAAAUAUUUCAUCAAGGCAGUGAAGAUCAACUACUCCACGUGUGACAUCGAGGAGUUGGACUUUGAUCGGAAUGUCAACAUGCCAAACUGGGCUGCGGAGCUAGCUCCCUCCGGCCCAGGCGAAGCAGGAAGUUACAUGGUCAAGAACCUCGAGGCGUUGAUUGCAAACUGCCGAAAACGAAUGGCCGAGAUCAACGAACUCAAGGCUCAGGUGGAGAAUGGGCAGCACCUGACGGAGGAGGAGCAGUCAAAGGUUGACCAGUACGCUGCCGUCUACGUCGAACUCCAGUCCCUGGAGCAGCGUUUCCGGCAGCACAAAGGAUAUCGCAGGGAGAGCACCCAGGAGAAGGAACUCCGUGCCAAGGAGGAGGCGGAGGCAGCCACGGUGGUCCAACGGAAGGACAGAGCAGCCACGCCUCCCUGGGAGAAAGGCAAGACCAGCAUCGAGUCAACGGCCUUUAAGGCCACAGACAGAGAAAAGGCUGAAUGGGCGGCCAUCGGUAAGCGACGCGAGACUGCCUUGGAGAAGAAGGAUGAGAAAAAAGAGGUGAAGGAGGAUCGCUGGGAUGCUCUCGGUCGGGGCCGGCUGACGGGAAACUCAGUGCCAGCGCCGACUGCAGAGAAGGCCCCCCCGCCGAAGCCGCAGACGCCAUCAGGAGGAUCAGAGAACUGGCGUUUCGGCGGCAGUGGUGCCCCUGCGACUCCUUCGGCUGGGACGGCGCGACCUGACACGUCCACGCCAGCAGCGAAACCUUCAGGACCCCCGCGCUUCUUCAACUCCAAGCUGCAGCAGCAGAAGGAGCAGAAGGAGCGUGACGAAAAGGCUGCAGCAGAGGCUAAGACUGCGAGCUCCUGGCGCGACCGGGACUCUGAAGCUUCACGCUCCACGAACUGGCGUGACCGACCGGCACCCAAGGCCCUUUGA
Messenger RNA from Symbiodinium sp. CCMP2592, 2832 nucleotides. NCBI's taxonomy places the organism in Eukaryota, Dinophyceae, Suessiales, Symbiodiniaceae. The record is from the annotation of a GenBank genome assembly.